GUCAAGUACAAGAUGGAUGGAAUCAUGACUGCCACACGCUUAACGGAAUUCUAAAAUAGUCUUUUUUUAGGUGCUCCGCGGGAACUAAAGUAAAUCGAAAGGGUGAGUUAAAGCAUGAGACCACUUAGGUUGCAUAUAGCUGCUACUACUUGAGUUAUCCUAUCUGUUUAUGUUUGGGAAAAGCGUCCUUUCCUGACGUAACGCUGAGCCGAGAUGGAGAGCCUGGUGCACUACAUAAACCCCGCCCAUGCCAUCUCCCUGCUGGGCGUGCUCAACGAGCAGCGUCUGAAAGGUCAGCUCUGUGACGUCAUCCUGGUGGUCGGGGACCAGAAGUACCAGGCUCACAGGAGCAUCCUGGCCGCCAGCAGCGAGUACUUCCACUCCCUGUUCGCCCGGCGGGAGUGCGGGGCCCAGACCGCCGUCCAGCUGGACUUCUGCGAACCGGACGCCUUCGAGAACGUGCUGAACUACAUAUACUCCUCGUCGCUGUUCGUGGACCGGGGCAGCCUGGCGGCCAUACAGGAGCUGGGCUACAGCUUGGGGAUCCCGUUCCUGACCAACAUAAUGUCGACCAAGCCCCAGGUCUCGUACAGCGUCUCCAGGAAGAGGAUGUCCUUCUCGGAGGAGGAGGAGGACAACGGCUGCCAGCAGAGGAGCGUCAUCGUGCGCCAGAGCCGCGGCGAUCCGCCGAGCGCCGGCUCGUCCCAUCACAGAGGCCUCAAUCCGCUCGGGAAGGCGGCGUCGAAACAGGCGACCCCCGCCGAGUCCAGAGACGUAACGUCCGCCAGGGCCGUGGGCAAGCCCUCCCAGUGCGCGGGACAGGAGGAGGCCGGCGCUACAUCGAGGAAAGCGACGGGCGUCCCCAGAAAGUCCGCGGAGCCCGAAGGUAAAUCUCAUCCGUCGGCUUCUCUGGCGAGGGAGAGGGCGGCUCUCAUGUCGUGCGGGCGACCGCAGCUGACCUCGUCGGUUUCCUUCAGCGAGUCUCAGAUACAGCACAGCCGGCUGCAGCCGGACGCCGUGGGCAUCCGGGACGAGCCGCGCGCCCCCUCGUACGGUCCCAAGCAGGCCUCCUCGGGUCACGCCAACGAGGCCAGCCAGGCCAUCGACCGCAGCGGCCCGCUCAUAAAGAGCCUUCUGCGCAGAUCCCUCUCGAUGGACAGCCCCGUCCCGGUCUUCUCCCCGGCCCUGGAGCUCAAGACCCCGCAGAGUCGGGAGCAGUCCGUGGUUAAGAUGGCCGCCAGGAGCCCGGCUGACGCGGAGCCAGCGGUGCACAAGGCUCCCAAGUCGAACGCCGUCCCGCCGUUGGUCCUGAAGUCCCGGCACUGCAACCGGUACGAGGAGGAGGAGGAGGACGCGCACGCGGCCGAGGUCCACGUGAAGACGGAGCCCAGCAGCCCGCUCGCCGAUCCGUCCGACAUCAUCCGCAUCACCGUCGGCGACAACCUGCCCGUGAACUUCAGGGACUUUCAAAUUAACUUCGACGAGGGGCCCAGGGGGUUUUUCAAACAUUCGGGAAAGAGGAAGGCGAGGCUGGACAGCAGGAGGAACCCAGGGAAGAGGUCAAGGGGCGUCGCGAGCGAAGUGGACGAGGUUGUAACCGAGGACAACCGGCUUACCGCCGCGCCUCACGGUUUAGACAAGGAGGACAAUGAAGGGGCGGGAGAAUCCAGGCAGAGCAGGAUGUUCAAAUGCUGGAACUGCCUGAAGGUUUUCCGGUCCAACGCAGGCCUGUAUCGCCACGUGAACAUGUACCACAACCCGGAGAAGCCCUACUCCUGCGACAUCUGCCACAAGCGGUUCCACACGAACUUCAAAGUCUGGACGCACUGCCAGACCCAGCACGGGGUGGUCCAGAACCCGGCCCCGUCCUCCAGCUCCUACACCGUCCUGGACGAGAAGUUUCAGAGGAAGCUGAUCGACAUCGUGCGCGAGAGGGAGAUCAAGAAGGCCCUGAUCAUGAAGCUCAGGCGAAACAAGCAGGGAGGCCUGCAGUCGCAGCCUUUUGGCAAGAGGAGCCUGAGGAGGUCCAGGAGCUACAUGUGUCCUUACUGCGGGAAGCUGUUCUGGUUCCAGUCUCAGUACAGGCAGCACCUGAAGAUGCACAACGGCGAGAAGUCCGACCAGGAGGCGCAAAGGGAGGAGGAUGAACUCCUCCAAAUGCAGGAGCGGACGGCUCACCUGAAAGAAAACAAAGGCAAGGACGUCUACCCCUGCCGACUCUGCAACGAGAAGCUGACCUCGCUGGUGGAGCAGGGGAACCACGAGAGGGGCUGCCGGCAUGCGACCGUGUGCCCCUACUGUGGCCUUCGGUUCUCCAGCCCGAUGGUCAAGAAGGAGCACGAGACCCACUGCGAGUACAAGAAGCUGACCUGCCUGGAGUGCAUGCGCACCUUCAAGUCCUCCUUCAGCAUCUGGCGCCACCAGGUGGAGGUGCACAACCAGAACAUGAUGACCGUGGAGGAGCAGAUGUCCCUGGGCCUCCAGGAGAACAACGGCGAGGUGUCCGACCACCUCCCUCCAAUGGGCUCGGGCCUGCAGUCCGCGAGUGCGGGGAGCUCCAAGGACGAGGUGGUCUACAGCGACUCUUCCGGGCCGGUCAUGUUCGACUCGGAGGACUCGUCCUUCAUGGCGGAAGACCUGAGCACCUCCCACCACCAGGGGGAGCUGAAGGUGAAGGAGGAGCCUCAGGAGGAGGCGGUGGACAACCGGGCGGGGCCAGUGUCGGCGGCGGCGGCGGCGGAGGCGGGGCCCGAGGAGCCCGGCGUGUGGCCGUGCGAGAAGUGCGGGAAGCUCUUCAGCACCCACAAGCAGCUGGAGCGUCAUCAGGAGCUGCUCUGCCACAUCAAGCCCUUCAUCUGCCACAUCUGCAACAAGGCCUUCCGGACUAACUUCCGCCUCUGGAGCCACUUCCAGUCCCACAUGGCCGCCCAGGAGGAGCCCCCCGGGUCCCGAGAGGGCGACGGGCGCCCCUCGUCCCCCUCGCCCUCCCCGCCCCCAGCUACGUCCGCGGCUCCCUGGCCCCCCGCGCCGCCCCGGGCGCCACACUCUCCCAAACCUGCGCAGCCGGGGCCGUCGGAGGCGGGGGCGGCACCGCCCGCCACCAAAUUCAAGAACCCAGAGCAGGAGAAGCCGGAAGGGGGCCCCCCGCCGAAGGCCGAUGCCGCCGCCGCCGCCGCCGCGGACAAGCCUCUGACCCCUCAGGAAUCGGACACUCUGUUCUACCACGCGCCCACCCUCUCCGCCCUGACCUUCAAGAGGCAAUACAUGUGCAAGCUCUGCCACAGGACCUUCAAGACCGCCUUCAGUCUCUGGAGCCACGAGCAGAGCCACACAAACCCAUAGCCUCGGUUUGCCGUUCGAAAGCGCUCAAACGUUCAUCCACGAAAGGUGGAUCUUCGAGAGUAUUCCUGCUGGCAAAACCUUUAAAAAUGAAACUUUUUUUUUUUUUUUAAGUUCAGUUUGUGAAUUGAUUUGUAUUAAUAUCCACCUGUCUGAACCAGGGUAAAUACAUCCAUUUAAUAAUAUUAGAUACCAUAUUUUAUACCCUGACUUUUUUUUUCUCAUGGAGUACAAGUCAUUUUUUAAAAAUUUACUGGAUUGUUCAUUCAAUUUUUUUUGCCAAAUAUGAUAGUUUUCAUUAAUUUCUAUUGAAAAAGAAGUUACCCAGCUGGCACAAAAUGCUAUUGAAAGUACUAUCGUAAAAUGUUGCAAUAUGGUUGUGUAAGGUCAUGGCAAAUAACAGUGUAACAACAUUUUUUUUUAAUCACCCCCAACAAACCACAACCCACAACAAACUACAAC
Molecule: messenger RNA, 3801 nt
Organism: Anguilla rostrata (American eel)
Lineage: Eukaryota; Metazoa; Chordata; Actinopteri; Anguilliformes; Anguillidae
Gene: zbtb21
Product: zinc finger and BTB domain containing 21
Exons: 2
Coding region: 214-3342 (1042 amino acids)
Biological process (GO): regulation of transcription by RNA polymerase II
Cellular component (GO): nucleus
Molecular function (GO): DNA-binding transcription factor activity, RNA polymerase II-specific; protein binding
Source: RefSeq, a predicted model, not a curated record